Messenger RNA from Brassica napus (rape), 1365 nucleotides. RefSeq lists its product as uncharacterized. The transcript is spliced from 2 exons. NCBI's taxonomy places the organism in Eukaryota, Viridiplantae, Streptophyta, Magnoliopsida, Brassicales, Brassicaceae. The record is from RefSeq and is a predicted model, not a curated record. The coding region runs from base 266 to 1324 and encodes 352 amino acids.
AGCGCGUACAGUGCACAGCAUAUCCACUGUUGUCUUCUACUCUCACUCAACAUAAAGUUAAAGGAAAAAAGAAGAAGAAGCUGAAUAUAUAUGUUUCUUUUUGACUGAGAUAGUUUCAAAUCGUAGAUCCCGCUCUGUUUUUGUUCACACUUUUUGUCACUCCCCAAAACUCAAACCGAACAAAAAAGCAAACAGAAAAGUUAAUUUCUUUAUACGUUACAAUCCGUUUAGUUUUGAGAACACUGACACAAUAGGCAUAGAAACCAUGAAGAUGAAGUCAUCUUCUUCUUCACUCUCACUCGUCUCAAAGACUCAUUCUUUCGGCUGUAUCUCUCUGUUUCUUCAAAGACUUCUCUGUUCCAGUGCCUCUUCUACGUACCCGUCUGAUCAAAUCACUGAGUCACCUGAGUUUUUCGAUGAACCAGCUAGAGUCAGAGGACAUUCGCCAGGAGCUGUGGCGAGGCUCAUGGGUUUGGAGUCGCUUCCCGUAACUGACAAAACCAGAGUCGUCUCAAGGAGCCGUUCGGUGAAUUCUGAUGAGAAUGUGAAGAGCGAUGACGAUGAGAUUCAAGGAAAGCAUAGAAGAGUAAAGUCCACUCUGGAGUAUGUUGAGCUCGAAGACGACAACUUCUUCAUUCUCAGCUUCGAGAAGGCUAGAAAUGAUAAGGUGUUUGGAGAGUUGAAGCAGCUGGGAACAAGAAAAUACAAGAAGAGACGAGAAACUAGAGAGCAUCAAACACAUAUAGAGGAUAAGGAGAACGACAUCAACGCCAUGAACGUUUCACCAGGACGCGAGAGACCUGAGACUGGAGAAUUGAAGCAGCGUAGAAAUGAGAAACGUAAGAACAUGAGAAAAAGAAGAGAAAUUCAGUUGAGACAGAACAUCAAUAGCUAUGGUGGUUGGUCCAGAGAUGGAGAUUUAGUCAACUGUGAAGUGAGAUCAAUGAAGGAGGAGGAAGAGUGUAGAAGCUGUGAUGACUCGAGCCCUGUUUCGGUUCUUGAUUAUGAUCGAGUAACUCCGGAACCAGAUAACACUUCAAGAAGACGGUUAUCUUCAGUACUCGAAUCUAGUAAGAGCAAUGAAGCAGUUCAAGAAGAUCACACAUCAAGAGAGUCUGAAACCAGAGUUCAUGGCUACCAAGAGAUGUGGCACAUGAUUUGCAGACUCACUGUAUCUGAGCUUCAAGAGUCAAACUCGGUUUACAGAAAUGCUUCAAAGCUUGGAGAUUUGGAAGGAGGCAUAAGCGAAGAUAUAGCCCAAAACAUCUUAGACCAACUCUUAGAAGAAACAAUCACAACACUUUCCCUAACUUCACAAGUGUAAAUAUAUUUUCUUUUCCAAUAACAACAUUUACUACUUCAACA